This is a messenger RNA of Nelumbo nucifera (sacred lotus), 654 nucleotides long. Its product is annotated as 3'-5' exonuclease-like. Gene Ontology annotation, cellular component: nucleus; cytoplasm. The record is from RefSeq and is a predicted model, not a curated record. NCBI's taxonomy places the organism in Eukaryota, Viridiplantae, Streptophyta, Magnoliopsida, Proteales, Nelumbonaceae. Gene Ontology annotation, molecular function: nucleic acid binding; 3'-5' exonuclease activity. Gene Ontology annotation, biological process: nucleobase-containing compound metabolic process.
AUGAAGGAUUUCGUAAAUAUCGAAUCCCAUUACAACCCCAACCCUUCCUACCAACGAACCUUCUCUGUAACCUGCUACCACCACUUCAUUAAAACCACUGUCACUUCCACCCCCUCCGUUGCCAGGAACUGGUUGUAUAAUACUUUGUCCAUCCACCGUUCCCGACGGCACAGACUUGUCGUCGGCCUCGGGGUCCAAUGGCGACCGACUUUCACGCCAGGAACCCCACUUCGACCUUCAACUUUGCAGCUCUGCGUCGGCUCCCGCUGCCUCGUCUUUCAAAUCAUCCACGCCAAGUCUAUCCCUCGAGCUCUUAUACGUUUCCUCGCCGAUCCUCGUACUACAUUCGUCGGCGUCUGGAACUACAAGGACGCAGAGUUAUUAAUGAACUCCGAGCAUAAAUUGUCCAUCUCGUGUCUUGUGGACCUCCGACAUGUGGCUGCAAAGAGGAUGGGCUGCAGUAAAAGGGUAUCCAUGGAGAAGUUGGCAUCCAUAGUUCUUGGUGCCGAUGGUAUGAAGAAGGCCAAAUGGAUUGGCCGAAGCGCCUGGGAUUCUUUCUGGCUUAGCGAGGAGCAGGUGCUGUAUGCCUGUUUAGAUGCUUUUCUUUCUUUUGAAAUGGGUAAGAGUCUCAGGGUAUGGAACUGGAAUCGUUAA